Schistosoma mattheei is the source of this 1507-nucleotide messenger RNA. Lineage: Eukaryota; Metazoa; Platyhelminthes; Trematoda; Strigeidida; Schistosomatidae. The record is from the annotation of a GenBank genome assembly.
AUUGUACUUUCUUUUCGAGAAAAAAACUUAACAUUACCAUUCAAAGCAUUUUUCCACUGAUGUGGUUUUGACAUCUAGUCAAGAACAAUGUAGAACCUGACCAAUAUACGAACCGGACGUAGUUUAACAGGUAGACUAACAUCUCGCCUAGACUAGAGCGAAAGCGUCUACCACUGUCAGACGUCGUAUGUAUGUCUACCUCCAGAUUCAGUCAUUUUCAAGUUAUCCCUGGAUUUUUACGACGGCAGAUCGGGCUUUCUAGGUAACUGAAAACUGGAUCGAUGCGAAAGUGCAAAUAUGUUCAGUUGAAGUUGUACACCACUAACUGUUUAUCCCAAUCUCUAUAUAAUAAAAAAGUGAAAUUUCAUCGCCGAAACCUAGUUUUGUUUAUUACAUAUCUGUUGAGUCGAUGAAUUAUAACAAAUUCGUUAUCACUGGUGUCAAACACUGUUAGAAGUACAUUCAUUAUUCCUUCGAUUAAGCUGUCGAGUCGGUAGUUUAAUAGCGCAUUUAGAAACCCGCCGAAGUGUGAAGAAUAUCGCGGUUCACAUGGUCAAGUUUGUGUCGUAGUAAUGAGUUUUUCAUCGAAAAUCUCGAUUUCAUUAUCCAUUCUUUCCAAGACGAAUUUUUUGCUGCCAAAAUUACGUAAAACUGCAACAAAACUGGGUCCUGCAUAACAGUAAAACGUUUGUCAAGCUAAAAAACAGUUCAAACAAUGAAGUCUAAAUAUUUAAAUUCUAUAUUAUUAUUCGUAACCAAAGCUGAAUUGAAUUAAAUCUUGGUUAAAAUACCUUUUUGGACAUCCUGUAUAUAUGUUAAGUAUUUCAAUCAAAUCGACAUUACUCAUGCAUGUUUGUUUCUUGUUAAGGUUCAAUACUGUCUCAACAAGUAAAUCUCAUUAGUAUUUCAAGAUGACGUUGACUAUUACGUAAUAAUGUAAGAUUAAUUUCUUUACCACUGACCUGGUAUAAUUUCUAAUUUAUUUCUAGACCCAAUGGUACGUAUCAAAAAUCGAUACCUCGUUUGUUUCAUUUCGAUUCAACCUCAAAAUUCCAAUUCAUUUAUACCAGGUUAUCCUGGCUGCCAAAAGGAAGAUACAGCGGCGAUGCGCUUGAGCGAGUCUGAUUUAUUAGCCAUGAUAAAACAAAACAUCACCCUUACACACGGUUCACUUGGAGUCGGUAAAUGUAUGUCUCGCUUCAGAGUAAUUCACUGGUGUCCUGCUUCCGGUUUAUUGAUUAUACGUUGCCUUCGUAGCAUGUCUGUUUACGUCCAAACAGCACUCUCUUUGGUUACUCACUUAGAUCUCAAUGGACAAAAAAGGAAAUCGGUAAUCGACAUUUAUCAUACAAGCGGUACAGUCAGAGGCUGUCAAAAAUUCCUAGUCAUGUUUUACUCUCAUAAUUUAUUCUCAAGACCAGAACAAUUAUUUCGAACAGCCUUGUCUAUUGCCGUUGAACGAAAUAUGAUUUCUCCAUAUCCACCAUACAUCAAUGAAGAAUCCUAA